AUGUUGACUGGGAGCCUCGUCCUCAACCAAUCGGGCCCCACCGAGUUUGUGUUCCACGUGUUCACCGCGGUCCCUGAACUCCAGGCUCCCCUCUCCUGCCUCUUCCUUCUCUACUUGUUGAUCCUCUGUGGCAACACAGCCAUCAUCUGGGUGGUGUGCACACGCGGCUCGCUGCGCACCCCAGUGUAUUUCUUCCUGGCCAACUUGUCCUUUGUAGAGAUCAGCUACUCCACCGCUCUGGUGCCUCUGAUGCCCUCCAACCCUUUGGGGCCCCAGAAGCGCAUUCUGCUGGCUGGCUGUGGGGUACAAAUGUUCCCUUUUGUCACCCUUGGUAGCACUGACUGCUUUCUCUUGGCAAUCAUGGCAUAUGACCGCUACGUGGCCAUCUGCCACCCACUGCACUACACCCUCAUCAUGAUGCAGAAGCUGUGCAUCCAGAUGGUGGCCUGUCCCGUGGGCCUGGCCAUCUUCCUAUCCCUGCAGCUCACAUCCUUUAUCUUCAUGCCUUUCUGUGGGCACCUCAUGGAAAUCAACCACUUCCUCUGCAACGUGCCUGUGGUCCUGCGGCUGGCCUGCGCUGACAUCCACGUGCACAAGGCCGUCCUCUACAUGUUGGGCAUUCUCGUGCUGACCAUCCCCUUCCUGCUUAUCUGUGUCUCGUAUAUGUUCAUCACCUUGGCCAUCCUGCGCAUCAGCUCGGCUGAGGGCCGCUGCCGCACCUUCUCCACCUGCUCCUCGCACCUCACCGUGGUCCUGCUGCAGUACGGAUGUUCCAGCUUGGUCUACCUGUGUCCCCAGUCCAGCACCUCAGAGGAUGAGGGCCGCCAAAUUGCCUUGGUCUACACCUUUGUCACCCCUUUACUCAACCCCGUAAUUUACACUCUGCGGAACAAGGAUGUCAAAGGUGCCCUGAGGAAUGCCACCAUCUGUAAAGCAGCCUGA
This is a messenger RNA of Manis javanica (Malayan pangolin), 942 nucleotides long. It is a transcript of the gene OR10Q1, whose product is annotated as olfactory receptor family 10 subfamily Q member 1. Gene Ontology annotation, biological process: G protein-coupled receptor signaling pathway. The record is from RefSeq and is a predicted model, not a curated record. Gene Ontology annotation, molecular function: G protein-coupled receptor activity; olfactory receptor activity. Lineage: Eukaryota; Metazoa; Chordata; Mammalia; Pholidota; Manidae. Gene Ontology annotation, cellular component: membrane.